AUGCCUGACCGACGACUUAUUGCUAUUGUUGGUGCCGGUAGCAGUGGUAUUACGGCUACCCGACAAGCUCUUGAUUAUGGAUUUGAACCGGUCGCUUUUGAAGUGUCGAAAACCUUCGGUGGUUUAUGGAACUAUAAACCACAAGAGACUGAUGGUCGGUUAGCACUUUUUGGUCAUUUUGUUCUUUUUCGUGGUUCAUUUGAUUCUGAGAAGAAACAAGAAUGA
This is a messenger RNA of Anisakis simplex (herring worm), 225 nucleotides long. Lineage: Eukaryota; Metazoa; Nematoda; Chromadorea; Rhabditida; Anisakidae. The record is from the annotation of a GenBank genome assembly.